AUGGUAUGUAAACAAACCGGCUUUCGCUGCCUGGCACUGUUUGAAAACAACGCGAGUUGAUCGAAUGGCGAAUUUCACACCGGCGGACGUCGUCCUUUCCCUGCUUGAUCGGUAUGGAGCAGGUUCCCGUCCCAAAGAUGACCCAUUUUUCACGGAAGGAAAUUUCUACCUCAAAAAGUUCGUCAAACUGGGCGUGCUGAGUGAUCUGCCCCAACAGGCAGACAACGACGGGCUGCAGGCUGAAUCAAGAAUCGUGUGCAACGUACCGGACUGUCGGUACAGUUCCGCGUCCGUGCAGGACUAUGAAUCGCACUACAACUCCCAGCAUCGAUACUCGUGUGGAGAAUGCAAAAAGACGCUUCCCAAUGCGCAUCUGUUGGAUUUACAUUUGUCGGAAAUGCACGAUUCGUAUUUUGCUGCACAGGUUCAAUCCGGAAAGCGCCCCAUGUUUUCAUGUUUUCUGGAAGAAUGUAAACACAAAAGCCAAACCCCAGAAGAACGACGAGAUCAUUGCAUCAAACAGCACAAGUUUCCUCACAACUUCCGGUUCGAUCAGCGUGUUUCUGCUCAUAAGAUGCCUCCGCGGCUCAGGGCCUCACUUUCGGAAUCAUCAACCACAGCGGAUAUGGAAAUGGAAACUAGUGCCGAAUGCUUUUCUACUUCGGCGGCAAAAAAUACAAAAAACUUCAACUUCGGCCAUUCGAAAGUUCGAUCCUUCAAAGCCGGGAAAACUGUUAAAAAAUCUGAUAUUUUGGAAAGCAAUCGAAUGGUGGUUGAUUUGUUGGAAAGUCUGCCUACGGAAUAACAGUUUUGAUUUGUUAAUAAAUAAUUUAUUUUGUUAUAAUAAAUAAGUUAAAUAAAUAUGAAUAAAUAAAUGCUUUAUCAGAAUUUGUAACAGAA
Messenger RNA from Armigeres subalbatus, 900 nucleotides. RefSeq names its product protein lethal(2)k10201. Bases 65 to 805 code for a protein of 246 amino acids. NCBI's taxonomy places the organism in Eukaryota, Metazoa, Arthropoda, Insecta, Diptera, Culicidae. The record is from RefSeq and is a predicted model, not a curated record. The transcript has 3 exons.